GUGGAUUUUAUUUUAGACGUGGAGGCGUUUUUUAAUGUGUCACGAUAUUCUCUUUAAAAAAGUGUUUAAAAUGAACUUGUAAUUAAGGAUUUUGAGGUGAAAAGAGAAGCCUAAACAUGGCUUGGUUUGGAGACUUAAAGAAUAUUACCGGGAAUUUGACUGGGCAGUUAUCGAAUGCGGCGAACACAGCUGCGAGUUUCACCCGUGAUGUGUUGGCUGAAGGGACCGAGGAAGUCAGUGAUCAAGGCACGGAGCUGAAGAUUGCAGAAAGCAAGAUCAGAGAAUUAGAAGGACUCAUCGUUGCCCAACGAUCCGAGAAUGAACGGCUGAAUGAGUUGAACCAUGAGUUGACUGAAAAGGCUGAGGCAUCGGAGCUGCAGAUAAAUACCAUCUCACAGCAGUAUCGGAAUGUGCUACAAGAAAAACAUGAUGAGUUGGUCUCUCUGAAGCAGCAGCAGCAUGCCAUGCAAGACAUGCAGCAUAGCAUGCUGGCAGCAGCCACCACAGCAACACCCUCCUCAUCUGCCUUUAUGACUCACAGCACCUCCACCUCCUCCCUCUCUGCCUCCAUGGUGUCCAUGGAUGAGCAUGACUUCGGCGACAUCAUCUCAUCCCAGCAUGAGGUCAAUAGGUUGUCUAAUGAGGUGUCUCGGCUAAGGUCGGAGUGUGAUCACUGGAAGCAGAUGGCAAGCUCUGGUAAUGGAUCAGGGGCCAAGUUUCAGAUCGGUGUUGAAAGUAGAGCAAGCGGUAACAAUGAGGAAGGUUUACAGCUUAAAACAAAAAUAAAGGAGCUUGAGCACAACCUAACCCAUGAGAUUGAUCAGUCCCAGCGUGAGCUGUCCGCUCUCCAGGACGCCCACUCCCAGAAGCAGGCCACCCUCACCAAACGCCACAAGCAAGAGAUCGAGGACUACACCAACCGCAUCGAGCAGCUUGAGCAGUUACUACAAGCUGGCGACACGCCACCGACGUCCCCUCCCACUACCCCGGUGCACUCCCCUGAGAUCCCGCCAACGAAAGGGGCCGCUGAUCUUCAGAGCAAGGUCAAAGAGCUCCAAGAAGCUCUGAAGAAAUCCCAGCGUAACUUCAGCCAGCUGGACGAGUCUUGCAAACGCCUGAGGGUUGAACUGGAACAAGUCAAGCAGGUGGAGAGAGAGAAGAGUAAAACGGCUGAGGUUCUCAGAAAACAGGUCGAAGCCCUCAAGACAGAAAAAGAGAAAGGUAUGCAGGAGAACGAGACGCUGCGGUAUGUGAAGAGAGACCUGGCCGAGAAGUUAGACGCAGAGAGGCAAGAGAACGCCCGACUCCUUGGAGAAUGCGACACGGCCCGGGGGUUGACCAAUGACGGCAAGGAGGAGAUCGAGAGGAUACGCAAGGAUGAGGUCACUCCGCUUCAGGAAAAACUCGCACAGAUGGAGACGACGAUGGAAGAGUUACGGACUGAAAGUCACCAGGUCAGAUCUGCGUUGUUUGCUACUAAGCACAGACUCCUAGCCGAGUUGGCUGCUAGCCAUGCAAAUACAAGCUCCACACGGCAAGAGUUGCAUGAAGCAAGGAAGAAGUUCUCAUCUGGGGCCAUGCACAGACGCACUGAGUUACUGAAGGAGAAACAGCAACUCGUUAGCCAGAUGAUUGACAAUGGCCAACAGGUUUCGGAAGGAAAGGUUUCGGUCGCUGUCUUGAAGGCCGCCAACGUCCAAAUCGGCGACGAAACUUCGGAUAUCAUCGUCGACAUCGGAUCCCCGAGCAAAGAAAACAUCACCCCAGACCUGCUCCAGGCGCUGGAGGAAGAGAAUCAACAUCUCCGACACAAAGUAGACCACCUGGAGACUGAAGUCAGAGAGCUGAACGAAUCCUGCGCGUCCCUCGUCGAGGACAAGGAAAGCUGCGAGGGUCUCAUCAUCAAGCUGAACAAAGAUGUCGACGGGUUAAAACGAUCGAACGGUGCUAGCCGAUCCCGAUCGGGUUCCGAUAGAACGUUGGAAUUAUCGGUGGAUAGUGAGACGGAAAGUAACGCCAGACUUCACGCGAGUGGGACGACCGAUCGUAUUCAGUUUAGACGGCUGCGAUCGCCGUCGGGUACGAGCACGGAGUCUGAGCGAACCACCGGCUCAGGACAGAUGUACGCGUCGUCGAUGGCUAUGAGUGAGAAUGAGUUACCGGACAGUCAGGUCGGUGCCCUGGAGAGCUCGGACAACGUCAGCUUUGACGGGGAGUACGAUGAUUCCAUCAUGUUCUCUGGAAUGAAACAAAGGUUCCCGGAGGCAGCUCUUGUCCUGCAGGAGCAGAGUGAGCAUUUUGAGCUGAUCCGAGCAGACUGGGAUAUGGAGAAGCAAGCCUUAGAAGAAGUGGUAGUCAGGAUGAGAGAACAACUCAAGGAGAAGGAUGUGGAGCUGCAGAGCCUCAAAGCACAGAAGGGUUUGAGUGAUAUUGAUAAUCAGCAGACUGAGCUUCUUGAAGAAGACUUGGAGACACUCCAAGACAGAAUAGAGGAGAUUGAAGAAGAAAUGCAACGCCUGCAUCAAGAGAAGACUUCACUCUCUCAAGAUAAGAAAGCCUUGCAGACUGAACUUGAGACGCUUCAGGCGGAUUUAAAGUCUAGGGAAGAAGCAUCGUCGACUUUGUCACAGGAGUUGGAAUCGAUGAAGAGCAAGUUACAACAUGCAGAGGAUGCGGCCCAUCGCUCCUCCCAGCAGGCCCAGGAGUACAAGCAGGAGCUCCAGCUUCAGAGAGAAGCCUCCUUGAGAGAUGAUGGACAGAGGGACCAGCUGGAGGUCGAUCUCCAACUUCUCAAUCAACAGCAUCAACAGGCUCUGAAUCAAGUCCUGCAAUCCAGAGACCAGAUGAAGGAGACCGUAGAAAAACUCACAUCGGAAAACAUCAAGAUUGUAAGUGACUUAAACCAUAAGGAAGAUUUGCUGAGAAGUCUUGAAGAGCUCAGGACUAAACAGGACAAAGAUUUUAAGGACCUGAAAGACGAGCUGGACAGGAGGAAAGAGGAAGCAAGUGAACUCCGAAAAGGACGAGACUUGGAUAAUGAGGAACUUGUAAGUCUGCGGGAAGAGCUUCUUGAAACGAGUACAAUCAAGAAGGAACUGGAAGGUACUAACAUGGAGCUUGUGCUACAGGCAAAUGAGAGUAAAGCAAAUGUUGAAGGCCUUGAGAAGGAAUUGCAGCAUGUGAAGGAGCAGAGUGCUUGUAUGGUUAGUCUGGCUCUAAAAGAGCAGCUUGAAAGUAGUGUUGCGGACCUUACCAAUCAGCUAGAUGUAGCUGUUUCAUCUGGCCAGGGGAAGGAUGCUGAGUUGAACGGGUUAAUAGAACGGAUUCAUGAACUAGAGGGCACUCUUGGCGAUGUGACAGCUGAGAAAGAGAGGCUGGAUUUGGCUCACACGGAAACAAAAGAAAAAUUGGAAGGGCAGCAACAUCAUGCCGAGGAAGAAUCAAAGCUCCUAAGAAGAUAUGAGCAUCAGAUAGAGAGCCUUAAGAGAGACAAAGAAAGCCUUCAUCAGGAACUUCGGCAAAAUAAACAGCAGUAUGAAAAGACAAUACAAGAGCUCUCAAAGUCGAGAGACUUGGACACGAGCACCUUGCAGGAAGAACAUGAAAAACUCAUCCGUCUGAAGAAUACCAAGGAGACGGAGGUGAUGAGAUUGCAGAGCGAGUACGAGGAGCUCCAGGCUGACUUGUCGGGGACGAAAGACAUGCUGAACUCUACGCUAGAUAACCAUCAACAGCUUGCAGACAUACUCAAGAACAAGGAAGAGGAUAUCAAGAACCUGGCGGAGGAGAACUCCUACUUCUUCAAGGCCAUUGAGGAAAGUAAGGCAAAGGUCAAACAAUCUGAAGAUUUGCAGGAGAAGCUUCAGGGGAGCGAGAUCCAACUGGAAGCAGCUACCGAAAAUGCUUCACUCUCAAGAGAGCUUCAGAAACUUCGACAGGAUCUGAAGGAGCAACUGGAACGUAGCGAUGUGGAGACUAAGACGCUUGAGGUUAUCACUGAGCUAGAAGGUGAGGUCCAUGACCUACAGGGUCUGUUGGAGAGCAAAGAGGAGGAGGCUUCAUCCUUGCAAGGAGUUGUUGCGGAGAAGCGAGAAGCUCUAGCCAGACUUGAAGAAAAAUCCACCCGUCAAGAGACAGAAGUAGAAGCAUCACUUUUAAAGAUUUCAAAUCUGGAGUCGGAGGUUACUGCUCUGAGAAGUGAACUCGAUGAUAAAACUGCCAAUCUCGAGGGUGUUAGUGGAAACCUACAAGAGUCACAGCAACAGAUUGCCCUCAGCAAGGCAGAAGUGGAAAAAACAGUGGAAACUCAGAGUACGUUGCUCAGGGAAAAAGAUGCCCAGAUUCUUGAUCUCGGCACAAAGCUCGCUGAUGUUGAAGAACAUAGGAAACAUCAAGAAGGCGAACUCAUUAAAGAACUGAAUGAGAAAAACACAGAGUUGUCUUUGCUCAGUGACAAGGUGGAGAAGAUUAGACAGGAGCUGGACUCAAGGCAGCGGAACAUGGGCGAAAUGAAGGCAGAGCACAACUUUGUCGUCAAACAGAAGGACACCCAGAUCGCCAAUCUGAUUGAAAGUCUCGAGCAGUUGAAAAGAGCACCGAACCACCAGGAAAACAGGACACCAUCUCAGGACAUAGAGAAUGGGGUCAUCGAAGAGACUGUUAAGGUCACAACAGUGCCUGAACUCCUGAGUGCCAAUAUUGAACCAAUGCAGUCCAAGCAUGACCAUAUGCUGGACACAAUCGCCCAGUCUUCCCUUAGCGACAACGAGAAGCACCUUGAGAACGUUUUACAGGAGAAAGAUAAAGAGAUUAAACUUUUGAAGGAGAGCAACCAGUCCCUGACAAAGCUUCUUGGGGAUAAAUCUCAUGCUGUGAUGGGAAAUACAAUGCUCGUUGAUCUACACAAGCUUCAGAUGCAGGUUCGUACCUACGAGGCCGAGCGCAGUCAAAUGAUGUCCGUCUUGAACGAAAAGACAAGGGAGUGCAGCAACCAGAAGAAUGAGGUCCACCGCUUAGUAAAGACCAUCUCUGCUCAGAAGCUUGCCCUCGACAAGGUCCAGGAAGACAACAAGGAGAUCAAGCGUAACAGCGAGGAGCCUCAGAAUGACAUGCAGAAACAGGCGCUACAGAAGCUGUCGCGCCUCAUCCAAGACAAGGACCUUGAAAUCGAGGCGCUCAAACAGAAGGGCGAUUCACUGUUGCAAGUUCUGCAGUCGACUACUCCGAAUAACAGCUCCGACAUCUCCAGGGUACUGUCGGAGAACGAAGAAAUGCAGAAAGAGAACAAGAUGCUAAAGGAAGAGCGCGACCAACUCGUCGUCAGCAUCCACCAGAAGCAUCAUGAGAGCCUAACGUAUUAUGAGGAGGUGCAGAGGCUGGUUGGAGUGGUCAAUGGAGAGACACACAAACAGGCAGAGCUUCAGCAGAAGUAUAACCUUAUCUACGCUGACCUGGACGAUAAGGAGAGGUCCUUAAGCCAACUUACUGUAGAGGUUGAACACAGAGACUCAUCAAUCGCCAAAUUCCAGAAACAGCUGGAGGAAAGGAACCAGUCUGUGCUAGAUCUUGAGAACCAGUUGUCAAACUUGAAUGAAAGCUUAAGUAAACUUGACCAACAGAAUCAAGAAGGUGCGAGGGCAUCACUUGGGCACCAAGAGAAUGAACAGUUAAAUGCCUUGCUGAGAACCAAAGAGGAGGAAAUCACUGCCUUAAAAUCACAGAUUGAUGCACUUCAGAAAACUUCCCAAGAUUCAUCCAAACCAGCAGGAAUUGAAGGAAUGGUUAAAGCAGAAGUGGCCCUUGUCCAAACGGCACCGCCACAAAAUGAAGAAACUUUUUCCGUUGAAGUAAUUGAGGUUGCUCAGCUGAAAGAGCAGCUCGAUGUCCAAGCAAAAUCCUUGUCCAAAAAAGACAGCGCAAUAAAAUCAAAAGAUGAGGAGCUUUAUCAUAGAAUGGAGGAGCUUGCCUCUCUCCGGCAGCAAGUAGACCUUCAAAACCAGUCUCUCCUCCAACGAGAUGCCGCCCUGCAACUGAAGAACCAUCAACUGCAAACCCUCACCAACGACACCAAGUCCAAAGACGUCGAGCUUCACGGUCUCAAAUCUCAGAACCAGACGUUGCACGUGCAGCAGCAGGGCUUCCAGUCAGAGAUCCAGACGCUGAAGUCUGAUAACCAAGGACUGCAGCACGCCGUGCACAACAAGGACGGCGAGAAUAGGACGCUGCAGGACAUGAGCAACCGACUCGCCGUCCAGAUCAGGGAGAAGGAGUUUGAGAUCGGCGCCCUGAAGGAGAAGAAUGCCACCUUGACGAGGCUGGUGCAGGAGAGGGAAGUGGGUACUGCCGGGGAGCUUCAGCGACUGCUGGGCGAGACGGAAGCGAUGCAGAAACAGGCGUUGAUGUUUCAACAGGAGAGAGAUCAAGCCCUGCUGGCAUUGCAGCGCCACCAAGCCGACUUACAGGCUCAACAAAUGGAGGUGCACGGCAGUCAGGAGCGUGAGCAGCGUCUUGUGAGAGAGGUGGAGCGUCUUCGUGGUCAUCUCAUAGAGGUGGAGGAAGGGUACACCCGAGAAGCCCUCCAGGCUGAAGAGAGAGAGAAGGAGCUGAGAAACAGGCUGGUCCAGGCUGAGGAUUCUGCUAGGACCAGCUCAUCGGCAGUACAUAGCGCAAGUAAGGAGGCUAGUAGCCAGAUAGAGAGUCUCCUAGACCAGCUACACUCUGCCACUAACCAGAAAGACCAGGCUCUUCUACAGCUAGGAGAGGCCCAGGAGCAGGUAGAGCAGUACAGUACGUCCCUCGCCAACCUCCAACUGGUCCUCGAGCAGUUCACACAAGAAAAAGAGGCAGAGAUUGCGGCCGAUAUAGAGAGGUACAAAUUUCGAGCUGAUGAGAAGGACAAAGUGGCUGGGCAACUCUUCAAACAGAAUGUGGAGCUACAAGAGCGUCUAGCGGCAACGACAGAGGCUUUAGAUGCCGCAUCAAGACUCAGUGAGCAGUUGGACAGGAAGGAGGAAGUAGCUGUCAAACUCAGAGAAGAACUGUACAAGAAGGAGGAGCUUCUUCAUCAGUACGAGGCAAGGUUUGAAGAGUUUGGGAACGCCAGGGACAGCAAAGUGGACAAACCACUGAUGAAGAACUUAGUCCUUGGAUACUUCCACGCCCCUCCAAAGAAGCGCUCGGAAGUCCUCAAACUCAUCGGCAAUGUGCUCAACUUCUCCAUAGAUGAGCUGCAGACGGUCGGUGUUGAAGAGAACCAAGGAGGUUGGUUGUCAGGAAUAUGGGGACGGGGAACGCCAUCAAGUACCCCUCCCUCGACACCAAGAAGAUCAAAGAUGGAAAAUUCCUUCACGGAGCAGUUUGUCAAGUUCCUUGAACACGAGUCUUCGCCGACGCCCAAGAUGCGCCUUCCCCUUGAAGAGAUGACCAGUGAGAAGCCAAGGAGCCCCCGGGGUCAACUAGCCUUCAACCCGUUCUCCGCCCCGGUGCCCCAAUACUCGCCCUUCAUGCACCACCCUGAGCCCAGGAGUGGAUCCGGUGAGCCCCAUCAUCAGCUGAUGAAGCCCAUGCUUGCCCCUAAGUCCGUCCUGCCGGCCGUUCCGACCAUCGCGCCGAUCGUCAUCGGUGAGGCAGCGUCGGGUAGAAGCUCCCCAGGAAGUAGAAGCUCGGGGCUGUCAGAUAUCCUGCAAUAACGAUCCUACAAAUUUAUGGUAAUAGACCUUAUGCAAAUGACAUCGUUUGAUUAGGGCGCCCUCGUCUAGAGGUCAAAAGGAGGCACUUCAUUGACCAAUCCUGUGCGCUGACGAUGAAACAUUUCUCGGAUGGGUAUGUCCAAUUGUGGAUUAUUAAAAAUAUUCUUUUUCUUUAAAAAUAAUUGUUUAAUUUAUAAAUUGUUCAAAUAUAUUGGGGACCUCAGUGAGAGGACGCAGCUGUUGUAUUUAAAAAAAAACAAUGAUGGGUUUUGAUGAAAUUAAGUCGCUUAUACUGCCAAAUUUGAUGCUAAUUUAUUUCACAAUUUAAUUCUAAGUAAUAAACCACAAGGGAAACUCUGGGUAUUAACCCCAUCACAAAGAUGUAGACAAGAUAGGGACACACGCCAACCUAUGGGCUAUUACCGGUACGUUAGUCCUGACCAGUGACUGGGAUGCUGCAGGUUCCGCUCUUCUUUGUUCAGACCAAAUUACGAUGGUAUUUUUUUUUUAUAGAUAUCUACUUCUCAGAACCAGAGAACUGAUCAGCAGGUGUUUCAGAACCACAAACAAAAUUCAAGUGGGCUAAAUUGAACAGUAGAUGUGUGCUAGAUAUUAAUUGAUAAUUUAAAAUGUUUUUAUUGUCAAUUCAAAAUACGCCUUGAGUGGUCUACAGUUGCCUUUGAAUAUUAAGCUAGAUGAUAUAUUCUUUGUGUACGGGCAAUUCGGUGUGACCUUGGUCAAGUGAAUGACUCAAGGGACACCAAGGCGGUGACCAGUGGGCAUGGAGGCGAUUGCCUCUGUUGCCUCUGUGAAGUAUCAUGCCAGAAUCUAUUAUUGCAUUAUUAGGCUUGUUUUGCCCUUUGUUUCUAUGUUUUAAUAAGCUUACAGACAUUUAUUUAUAAGUACUUUAAUUUAGAAACCCUGAAAGCAUUCAGCUAUUUCUUAGGUUUUUAAAUUUUCAUUAAUUGUUUCAAUUCUUAAUUUCCUUUUUGUUUAUUGAUACGACAAACUAGUUUUAAUUAAUUAAUAUGCUUAACAUAUUGAUGUUUGUUGAGUUUGGUUUAAAGUUUUAGUUUCUAUGUUAUUAUAUGAGAGAUGUUUUAUUUCAGUAAUUUCCAGGAAACUAUUGAAACAGAAAUUUGUGACUGAAAUCUUGAUCAAAAUCGCCAGGACACUGACAUAAAAAAAGAUUAAAUUAGGAUAGACUUUUGUUAUUUUAUGUUUUGAGGGUUACUCAAGUUUCCUUCAAGUUAUUUCUUUGGCUUUGGCUAUGGGUUUAUCCUUGCUCAAGGCAGUCAAAUUAUUCAUUACGAAAAAAAGACUGCCGCUCUGUACAAAACCCACCCGUAUACACUAUGUGCGUAACACAUCGCGCGACCUGACGCCCCAUACACAUCCGCAUGCGUCGACUGGGUACGGCCUCCGCAUGCAGUUAGUGGUACGAGUGCGGAUUACUUGUGCACAGUAGUCGUACGACGGGUAUUCAGCGAUGUGACAGUGUAUACGGGUGGGUCGUGCAGUGUGAUUAAACACACCACACACAGUGUAUACGGAUGGGUUUACAACGGCGUCUUUUUCGGAGUGAAUAUAAUGCGACUGCCUUUAGCAACGCUACUAAGGCUUGGGCUUGGGAUUAGGGUCGGAACAACAUUUUGAAGCUUAUGCCAAAAGCACAUUAGGUGUGGUUUGGGAAUAUUCAGAUUAAAACAUCUGGGUUUUUUGGGUGUUUUUUUUUAAAGCCAGGCCUGAUGCUUCGAUUUUGAAAGGGCAAAGGCAUUGAGGCGCUUUUCUCCUUUGUUCAGAGCAUUCUAAUGAGGUAAUUGUAAAUUCUGUUGAAACAUUUCGAGGGGCACCGAGGCAAUUACCAGGGGCAAUCGAGCUGUGAAAUAUCAAGCCUGCCAUAGUGUAUUUUUUCAAGUAUUAUACCAUUUAGUAUUUCUCUGAAAAAGUGGGAAACGUUCUGUGUUUUGGGAUCGAGUAGCUGUGAAUGGGGGUGAAGGAAGAUUUUUUAUAUUUUUGUUGUUUUCUGAGGGGUGUUCUUUGUUGUUCUUUUUCAGAUUUUGCUUAAAAAUGCAACUUUAAUAUAAUUUUUCAAAAACUUGUAUCAUAAACUGUGUAUAUUAUAAAGGAUAAUGUAUAUACUAAAUUAAAGAAAGUCUAACUUUGGUCUCGAAGCUUUAGCAGA
Molecule: messenger RNA, 9873 nt
Organism: Asterias rubens (European starfish)
Lineage: Eukaryota; Metazoa; Echinodermata; Asteroidea; Forcipulatida; Asteriidae
Product: thyroid receptor-interacting protein 11-like
Biological process (GO): endoplasmic reticulum to Golgi vesicle-mediated transport; Golgi organization
Cellular component (GO): Golgi apparatus
Molecular function (GO): small GTPase binding
Source: RefSeq, a predicted model, not a curated record